Messenger RNA from Falco peregrinus (peregrine falcon), 2932 nucleotides. RefSeq names its product sodium voltage-gated channel beta subunit 3 (gene SCN3B). The record is from RefSeq and is a predicted model, not a curated record. Gene Ontology annotation, biological process: sodium ion transport; regulation of heart rate by cardiac conduction; ventricular cardiac muscle cell action potential. Gene Ontology annotation, cellular component: voltage-gated sodium channel complex. The transcript has 8 exons. Bases 718 to 1245 code for a protein of 175 amino acids. Gene Ontology annotation, molecular function: sodium channel regulator activity. Lineage: Eukaryota; Metazoa; Chordata; Aves; Falconiformes; Falconidae.
GAAAAACGCUGACAUCCAGUGUAAUUGAUACUCGGUGUAAUACCCAGCCAGGUAUUUAGGAGAGGAGUUUUGAGGAGGGAGGCUUGCAAAAUGCAAAGUAGCUUCUAGCACGCAGGGUGUGGACUUCUGGAGCAGGAAGCCGUACUCAUAAUAAUAACCUUCUGGCAACAUUGUGCCGAUGUUUUGUAUUUCUGCAUGUGCGAGAGUGAUCAGGGAGUGUACAUCAACAGCGUCCCUUGCUCCCGAGUUGGACAGCCCCAUCUCUGGCACUAGAAGGAGACUGUUUCUGUUUCCAAAUUGAAAGACAAUGACAAUUGUGUGACUAGGAGGACAAAGCUGGAAACCCACAGGUGGAAGGCGUAGAACACAGCCAAAGAUGUUUUCUUUCACAGUGGGAAGCUUGAUUCUGCAAGAUAAUAAGUAUAUCCAACCAAACAUCUCCAGUACAAGAAAAGUCUCUCAGCAUCCUUCGUAUUUCCUGAAGUCCUGUGAAAACAACCCACAUUUGAGUAGUAGCCCAGAGCUGCCUUCUAGGGGACUCGGAAAUGAACUGAAAGGUGUAUGCCCGUGUUUAUUGAUGGCUGGGAAGGAGAUGCAGCCUUGUUCACUGUUUAAGGAAAAAAGCAGCAGCUAGCGCUUCAGUCCAGCCAAGCUGGUUUUUGUUCAGCAGUCUGUGUUGAAGUUCCAUCAGAAACAGAGGCUGUCCAGGGAACGCACAUGAAGCUGCUCUGCAUCUCCUGCAUGAAGAGGGAAGAGGUCACAGCCAGCACGGUGGUGGAAUGGUUCUACAGGCCGGAGGGUGGAAAAGAUGAACCUAUCUAUGAGUACAGGAAAACAAACCAUGAAUUUCCAAGCCGCUUCAGUGGUCGGUUACAGUGGAAUGGGAGUAAAGACAUGCAGGAUGUAUCCAUCAGUGUGUUAAAUGUGACCUUGAACGAUUCUGGUAUCUACACCUGUAACAUCACCCGGGAGUUUGACUUUGAGAUUCACCGGCCUCUCUUCACAAGCUCCAGAGAGAUCCACCUCACCGUGGUGGAGGAGGCUGGAGAAGACUUCACCUCGGUCAUCUCUGAAAUUAUGAUGUAUAUUCUGCUGGUCUUCCUCACCUUGUGGCUACUGAUAGAAAUGGUCUAUUGCUACAGGAAAGUCUCCAAGGCGGAGGAGGCUGCCCAGGAAAAUGCGACAGACUAUCUUGCGAUUCCGUCGGAAAACAAGGAGAACUGUGCCGUGCCUGUGGAGGAGUAGAGGAGAGGAGUCAGCAGAACGAACGGCACCAAGGAGCUCUGAAGACAGAAGGACCACGUCAUGCCAGCCAGGUUUGAGGGGGAGCUCUGUGCCGUCGGGAGGAAUUACGGGGAAGUGUAAAUUCUCUUCCAUUUGCCUUGGACUCUGUACAGCCUUGACUCUGGCCUCAUGACUCCAUUCUGAGCUGCCUGCCCAUUUGCUAAAGGACUCGUCUUUUGAAGCAUGCUGAGCAAAGGGCAGGGGUGUGGGCAGCACGGCUCCUUCUCAAGUUUCAGUCCCAUCAUCACCUUAAUGGCUUUGUAAAUGUUAAGUGUCAUUUCUUAGCUGCUGUCACCACCACCUUUAUUUGCUGAAUAUGCUAGUUCUCCAUUGCAGAGGUCAAGGGUAUGUAUGUCAUGUCACUCUGACCUGCAGGACUGGGAAUGAGGUCAUCUUAGGGUGAUGCUCCGCCAUACAUUACAGCCCAAGCAGUCUCACUGAUGUUAAAGCAGGAAGAAUUUAAUUAAUUAGUUGUUGCUUGGUAAGUUGCUCUGGACCUUGGGCUGCCCGUGCACAGGCAGAGUAGGAUGAGGACUGUAAUGCAUUAGAAUUGUUGCAAAUGCGUAGUAGGAAGGAUCAGUCCCUGUGCCAUGUUCACACUCGCCUCUGAAGGAGGGAACUGAGAAUCUAGAUCCUGAAGUACUCCUACUUUGGGAGGCCAUACGAUGUAAGUAUAAGAAUCCCCCAUACCCGCCCCUUCUGUUUAGUAAGCGUCAAAAUUCUUAGUUCCUUCCGUUUGCCUUGCCUAGCAGGUUUACUCCUCAAGCUGGCAGAGACACAGUGAUAGGAAUAACCUGCGGAGCCACGUUCUACAACAACAGGCGAGCCCGCAGGACAAGGUAUGCGGUUCACCUCUUUCUGGGGAAACCCCCUGAAAGGAAGAUAGCCUGGUGCGAGUAGGCAAGGAAGGCAAACGGGGUGCACAGCCCUCCCAGGAAAAGGACGGAGAGCUCUGUAACAUGGUAGUACUCCUCCUUGUAGCUGCGAUGGUCUUCUCAUGCUGUAGUGUAGCACCACCUAGGGGAACAGGCAGAAAGCACUUACUUUUUCCUAGCUAAUCGUAAUUUUUUUCUUGUGAGAAUUAGUCCCUGGUUUGAAUAGUCAGCAUUCAUCGUAAAUGACCCGCUGCUGCACAGGAAUCGUGCUUUAAAUUCAAUGUUUCCUAUGCAAACUUACUUUUUCAAUUGUAGUGGAUUAAGCAGAAUAAAAAUUGUUUUCUGGCCUCAAGUGUAGAUCACUUGAGCUCAACAGCUAGGAUUACAAGGAGGAAAAAAAAGGCAGAAACAUUGGCCCGGGGUGGAAUUGUACCUUAAGACAAACCGGGGGAAGGUUUGUGUUCUUCAUACAGCAUAUAGCUGUUACAUCCCUGCUGCAAUGGAGCCUAUACUGCUUGCAAGAGUUGACAAAUUUUGCUACACUGACUGCUUUUAAAUAGUUACAAAGUGCUUGUGAAUCAAGGCAUGCUGCCCGUCUAUGGAAUUUCCCCUGCUUUUUUCUGCUGCUUUUUAUGUGUUGCUAAAAUCACAGAAAUUACUCCAUUUGUAAAUAAGUCAGUCGGGCCCAGGCCAGAUUUCUAACUGGCAGUUGUUCAAAAUUCCUUUUUUAGAGUGGGUGUCAACUUCAGUAAACUACUACAAUGCAGGCUUCA